Molecule: messenger RNA, 1270 nt
Organism: Equus quagga
Lineage: Eukaryota; Metazoa; Chordata; Mammalia; Perissodactyla; Equidae
Gene: NUDT17
Product: nudix hydrolase 17
Exons: 8
Coding region: 151-1137 (328 amino acids)
Biological process (GO): NAD+ catabolic process; NADP+ catabolic process
Cellular component (GO): cytosol
Molecular function (GO): NADH pyrophosphatase activity
Source: RefSeq, a predicted model, not a curated record
CCCACGGAUCAUCCCCAAGUGUUAACACCUAAAUUUCCCGGGGACGUUUGGGAAGCCUGGCAAUCCCAAUCCCGCGGAACAGUCCAAGGGCAGGCGCCGCUGGGCCACCAGAGGGCGCCAGGCGGGCCACAGCUACCCGAGAGCCGCGCUAUGGCGGCCGCGCGAGUGUUGCUGCUCCUGUCCGGGCGCCCGGAGUCGGUGAGCUUCGCGCAGAGUGUGUGUGGCCUCCUGGGCGCCAGGUCAGGGCUUGGGCCGUGGCCCAUGCACUGCAGCUUGAAACAAGGACGGCUCGUCCUCUCGGCUAGGCCAUUCCCAGGCGCCUCCUUCAGACUUCCGCUCCAGCGACCCCCUUUCUGCCCCUUUGCGGCCCUGGAUCAGCAGCCCUGGGCUUCAGGGGCGGAGCUGCCCACGAAUCGGGGUGUGGAUCUGGGUGUGGCCGUCAUUCUGCAGUCCAGCGACCAGACUGUCUUGUUGACCCGAAGGACCCGCACCCUCAGCAUUUCUCCCAACCUCUGGGUACCCCCAGGUGGACAUGUGGAACUUGAUGAAGAGCUGUUGGACGGAGGGCUUCGAGAGCUUUGGGAGGAAAGUGGACUACAGCUGCCCCAGGGCCAGUUCUCUUGGGUUCCUCUGGGUUUAUGGGAGACUGCCUACCCUCCUAGGCUGAGCUGGGGUCUCCCGAAAUACCAUCACAUCAUUCUCUAUCUACUUGUGAUCUCCCAGGAGUCACAGCAGCAGCUGCAGGCCCGGAUCCAACCAAACCCAAGUGAGGUGAGUGCCCUUAUGUGGCUGAGACCAGAUGUAGCAGCUGCAGUGGCUGCCACAGAGGAUGGGACAGAGACACCCAGACAUCUCCCUCAGGACCUACCACCCUCUGUCCCUGCAGUGGAACUAGAGGAUGGAGGAGCUCGACCUCUGGCCUUGCCCAUGUCCACACUGCUGCGGACGACCCCAAGCACAGCAGAAAGCAAAGAGAGGGUCAGCACUGGGACCAAGUUUGCCCUCAGGCUCUGGCUGCAACAUCUGGGCAGUGUGACAGCCCUACCAUGUGCAAGUGGAGCUCACGUGGAUCCAGGGCCAGCAAAGGAAGAACGGAACAUGGACCCUCUCCCCUCAAACCAGGGAUCUGGAAAGUGAAGUGCAUAAUCCCCUCCCCAGCCCACCUCUGUGACACUCACAAAACAUUCACAACCUUUAUUAUGGGUAAGAACUUUGCUACAACUUUGGGAAUAAAAAGUAAAAUUACAACAUAGGUCCUAGGCCCUGGAGA